Fusarium oxysporum Fo47 is the source of this 868-nucleotide messenger RNA. RefSeq names its product mitochondrial 54S ribosomal protein mL49. Gene Ontology annotation, molecular function: structural constituent of ribosome. The record is from RefSeq and is a predicted model, not a curated record. Gene Ontology annotation, cellular component: ribosome; mitochondrial large ribosomal subunit. Gene Ontology annotation, biological process: translation. NCBI's taxonomy places the organism in Eukaryota, Fungi, Ascomycota, Sordariomycetes, Hypocreales, Nectriaceae. Bases 193 to 711 code for a protein of 172 amino acids. The transcript is spliced from 2 exons.
CGUUUAGAGUGCACCGACAGACAGAGUGUGGCAUGUUCAAGAGCUAAUGAGCGAAAUCAAUUGAGACUGUAUUUUGGGCAUCACGUUGCAUAUCUCUUGUGGUUCUUCCGUUCCGCGGUAUCGCCAAAGCAAAGAACCUUGCGACGGAAAACAGCUCUAUCCUACAAUCUCUCUCCAAUACCCGACCGCACGAUGCAUUUCCUUACCUCCAGAGUCCUGUCAAUAGGACGCCAGGCCAUUGCCCAGAAGCCAGCAAUCUUCACACAACGAGCGUCUUACUCUGCGGCCGCCACAUCUUCAACGAAUACCUUCAAAACACACGUCUCAUACAAGCCCAACCCUCUCCGACAGCCCGUCAACCCCAACAGGAAGAACAAGAUUCCAUAUAAGGAUCGCCCACUCAAGCAACCAUUCGUCCCUCCACCAGUAUCCAAAAACCCUGAGAAACUCGGCGCAACCCUUCGCUACGUUAUUCGACGGACGCCAUCCUCCCAGCUACCUGUAUACCGCAAGUGGAUGUCUGGUGGCAACCGCAUGAUCGUUAUCAUUAAGAAGAUUGAUGGAGACCGCUCCAAGUUUAUCCAGGACUUGGCUAGGGAUUUGGAGAUUAAACCGGUGGAUAUUCGAUUAAAUCCUACAACACAACAUGUAGAGAUCAAGGGUCAUGUCUACGAUAAGGCAGUUGAGUGGAUCCUGAAGACCGGCUUUUGAAGAGCCGGCCAUGAGUGGUGUAUUCAGAGAUUAGCCAGGUCUUAUCCUCGACCAAACACAUGGGAGGAAUCAAAACUGUAUCAUAUUGACCAGUCACCAUCAGGGGCGACACAAGAUGUACAAUACAUGUAGUAAUGCGAGCGCAUCAUAGAAGCAU